UGUCCGUUACGAACUUUGAUACGGUGACGUUGAAAUGGCGGAAGGUACGGAGUUGGCAUUUUUUGAUUUAAGACUAGUCCACGAUCACUUUGAUCGAGCUCUCUUGCAGGAUGACGAUAUUGAUCUCAAAGCAUAUCUGGAUGCCUACAAUGAACUUUACAAAUUUUUCCAGUUGAUGGGCAGUGUGUUUGGCUUUGUGUCCUCUGACUUGAAACAGAAAAUUGAAGUCCUAAUUGAGCUGAUGAACAAGGAUGAUCAGAAUUAUACUACAGUAAAAUCUAUGAUAGAGUAUGAAAAAGAGAAUAAAUUGCUGGAGAAAGCAGACCAUACCAAUGGUGCUCGUACCCUGUUGAGACUACACAGAGGUUUAGAUUUUAUUAGGGAAUUUUUGAGACAGUUAGGUGACUUGUCGGAUAGCGAUAAGACCUCUAGCUGUUGCCAGGAUGCGUACAAUAAAACAUUAGCCAAACAUCAUCCAUGGGUGAUCAGAAAAGCAGCAGUGGUUGCCAUGUAUACCAUGCCCACCAGAGAACUUUUAUUCAAAAAGGUUUGCGGUGCAAACGUUCAAAGAAACGUCGAUGUCCUGCCAAAAAUGUUAGAAGUGACCGCCGAUGUAUUUAACCGUACCCACUAUCUUUACGAGAUUUACGAAGUCCAUAGUUUACCAUAAAGACAUAUCUAGGAAAUAAUGAGGUGAAACAUUCCGCGUUCAAAAUGUGAUAUACGAUAAUUUCGUACAUGCAAUAAUAAUUUUAUUGAUGUUUUGUGAUACUCCAUUACUUACUAUAUACACGAUCGUAUAUUUAUUCACUGAAAACGUACAAACUGCACUAGCUUAGAUUCUCAUACAUUUUAUCAUAGUUUUAAUUUUACCAUCGCAUUUAAUAUUGCACGGGUUGCAUAAUUCGCGAGAAAUGAUGCGUAGAUUCCGCGCGCGUUAUCUAUUCAUUUUAAUGUUGAUUUUAUAAAUACAGCAUUGUAUAAUAAUAUGAAAAUAGUUUAGCAAAA
Osmia lignaria (orchard mason bee) is the source of this 1008-nucleotide messenger RNA. Its product is annotated as ceramide-1-phosphate transfer protein. Gene Ontology annotation, biological process: ceramide transport; intermembrane lipid transfer. Gene Ontology annotation, cellular component: cytosol; cytoplasm; membrane. Gene Ontology annotation, molecular function: ceramide 1-phosphate binding; ceramide 1-phosphate transfer activity. The record is from RefSeq and is a predicted model, not a curated record. NCBI's taxonomy places the organism in Eukaryota, Metazoa, Arthropoda, Insecta, Hymenoptera, Megachilidae.